GCCGCGGCGCACCCCGUGCUGCAGCUUCGGGCAGCGGGGCGCCGCGUCCCAGGGAGGCUGCGGCGGCGCCGCAACGCGGCCUGGCAUGCCGCCGAGUUUCCGCCCGGCGGGUUCGCCCACGCCGACGAUGCGGCAACCACUCGGGCAGCCGCGGGCCCACGGCUCCGCGGCGUUGCCUCGGCAGCCGCCCCCUGCACCCCCGCACCCUCGGCCCCGCGGCCUGCCGGUGCGGCCUCGCCCGUGAAGGAGCUCAGGAAGGAGGCGCCGUCGUGGCCUUGCGGCUGGGUUGGGGCGUGCGACGUCGAUGCCCUCCUGGAGGAUUUACGGCCGUCUGCUCGCGGCGUUGCGGCCGAGUGGGUCGUCGAGCGUGAGAAGGGCGGCCCGCGGUGCAGGAGCAUGAGCGGGAGCUGCAGCAGGAGGAGCGUCCUGGAGCCUGCCGCGGUGGCUGGCGCUGUCGAAGUGGCCUUCUCAGUGGUGUGCCCGCCGACAGUGCCGGUGCUGGCGAGUGCGGCCAGGACUGCGCAUCCAUCGUGGACAAAAACGCCCGCGUGCAGCGGCGAGGCCCAGAGCGUCGUCGUGCGCGAGGAGGACUGCGCGAUGGCCGUGGAGAGGGGCGUGGUGGCGGACGGGCUCCACGACGGCAUCGUGCGUACGGAGGUCAUCGCCUCGGACCUGGCCUUCGAGAGCGGCAUGGUGGAGCUGGAGGUUGUGAGCGAGAACUGCUCGCUCGGCGUGUACCAGUGCCCCGCUCGGCACGAACUCGUUCUCCGCCGCCGCCCGCCGUUCGCCUUCGUCCGCGAGUGGUGCUCGAAAACAUUCGACAAGCGGACGGCCACGAG
Prorocentrum cordatum is the source of this 839-nucleotide messenger RNA. Lineage: Eukaryota; Dinophyceae; Prorocentrales; Prorocentraceae. The record is from the annotation of a GenBank genome assembly.